Molecule: messenger RNA, 3549 nt
Organism: Poeciliopsis prolifica (blackstripe livebearer)
Lineage: Eukaryota; Metazoa; Chordata; Actinopteri; Cyprinodontiformes; Poeciliidae
Gene: nectin4b
Product: nectin cell adhesion molecule 4b
Exons: 11
Coding region: 322-2070 (582 amino acids)
Biological process (GO): heterophilic cell-cell adhesion; homophilic cell-cell adhesion
Cellular component (GO): adherens junction
Source: RefSeq, a predicted model, not a curated record
UCUGCGGCUCUGCGUGACGAGCGGACAGGUUUUCGUUAGACAAACACACACUGUGUUCCUUUCUGCUGUUUGUUUGCGCACAAACAGUUUUUUCUGCUCCUGCAGCAAUUUGCAUUCACCUCUAAUGAAGUCAGCGCGGAUCCACAGGAGCGUCACUCAAAUGCGGAUUUUUAAGCUAAAAACCCCGAAGAGGAGCUGAGGAAGAGGGAGAACGUCCUGGGCAGGUUCCCGAACCCUGACCCCAACCUGACCCUAACCUGACCCUGACCCAUAACAUGAUCAUUUAAACAGGGAAACUAAAAGCUGCAGUUCGGGGUACAGAUGGAGUCGAUGACUGGACUUCUGCUUCUUCUGCUUCUUCUUAUCGCAGAAUGCGUUCAAGGGGCCUUUGUGGAGCCUCUGCAGCCCAACACCGACCUCAUGGGGUUGACUGACACCCAGACCAGACUCCCCUGCUGGUACCAGCCGGAGGAGAACCAGAGGAUGGUGCAGGUCUCCUGGGAAAAGGUGUUCCCAAAUGGAACCAGCAAGCCGAUCAUCGCGGCCCACUUCACUGAAGGGAUUAUCGGUCUUGAGAAUCGUAAAGAAGUGAGGUUUGAGACCUUCAACCCAAUUUCUGAGAGCUCAGCUCUGCUCCUCCAGGUCACAAAGGUGUCAGACGCCGGCGUCUACCGGUGCCACAUCGCCACCCAUCCCCAGGGAAGCUUCGACAGGACCAUCAGGCUCACCGUGUGGAUGCUACCCAUCUCCUCCGUGGAAUCGGAGAACCUGGUGGAAGGCCAGGUGUUCGGCCUUGCCGCCACCUGUCGGGCCGUGGGCUACCCCAAACCCUGGCUGUCCUGGGACACCGAGCUGCCCGGCCAGACCAAGAACCACACCGGGGAAGACGGGAAAGCGUUCAUCCAGUACUGGCUCCACCCGCUGCGCAGCAUGAACGGCAAGAAGCUGGACUGCUUGGUGUGGCAUCCCAGCUUGAAGGAACCCCGCAGGAUAGCGAACCCACUGGUGGUCCAGUACCCCCCAGAUCCCAAGAUCUCCAGUUCUCCCAGUGACUGGCAUGUUGGUUUGCAGAAGGCCGAGCUGGUGUGCGAAGGCAAGGGAAACCCAACACCCGAGAACGUCAUCUGGACUCGGAAAGAAGGAGCUCUGCCAGACGGGGUGUCUGUCAAAGGAGAAAAGCUCAUUUUCGGACGGCCCGUCCAGUUGAAUGACAGUGGGACUUAUGAGUGCGCGGUCAAGAACGCUGUAGGAUCUGAAAAAACAGAGUUUAUUUUGAAGAUAUCAGAGCUGCCUAUCCUGCAGCAAAGCCUGCUGCUGAUUGUUAUUUGUGCCGUGGCCGGCGCUUUGGUUCUGCUGCUGCUCAUCGUGUUUCUGGUCCUCAAACGCCGCCAUCUGAGAAAAACCAAAAAGCUGAAGAUGGAGCUCCGGGAAACAAAGGAAGAAAUUAACUCUCUCUCGAGACAAGCCUCCUUCAGGAGACUGAACUCAACAGGCUCAAUUUCACGAAUUCAGCCUGAAGAUUAUGCCUUACUCAGAGUCGACAGCCACACAAAAUACAGCCAAAUGUCUCUGGAGCGGCCCCACUAUCAGGGCAGCCAGUCCACUCUGGGUGGGAGGUGGGGACCGCCAGCAGAGGUGCCGCGGGAUGAAUACGGGCGUCCCGUCGUCUGGACCGAUGACAGACAGUGUCUGAGAGCCGCAGAGAUGAACAGGGAGAAGGAGGAGCGCAGGAAACGGGUGGAGUCGUUCGUGAAGAACAGCAACAUGUCGCUGGAUUCAGGCCUUCCUGCCUCGCUGGUUCCCCUCAAGGUCCAGCAGGACGAUGGCAACGGUCAUAAGGAGCCUGACUUGGGUCACCUACAGGAAGACGACACUUCCCCAGGCGACGACUCGGUCGUUGAAUCCUCCACAACGGAGGAACACGAGGAAGACGAAGGAAGGAGUCGGCAUUGUCUUCAGGGAACGCUCAGUAAAAUGUUUUAUGAAAGCAAUGGGGUCCUCAGGCCCAAAGAGAAUCCCAACGCCAUUUUCCUGCCGAGCCAAAAUUAUUACAAACCACAGCUUAUCUAAACCUCUGACUUUCUUCCAUAAUUGGAAAUGAGAAAAGCCUGUCAGCAAUUUAGCUCUGACAGAGACUUUUAUUUUGAAAAACAAAGUAUGUAAUUACUAUGGACAGAAAAAAAAAGACAAUUUUAUUUGUUUAUUUGACCUCCUGAACUUCUAUUUUUACUUCAUAAUAACAGGAACCUUUUUAAACAUUUUUGGGAUAUUUUUGGGCCAUUUAUUAAAAGAAAAGCGCUUACUCGACUCUGGAAUCGUCGAAUCUUGGAAGAUCUACAGAGACUUCACUGACUGAACGCUUUUCCUCGGACUAAACAUCAAGUCAUCUGAACGAGAACUCCCACUGUCAUCAAGAAAUCUUACAAACCUCAGUUUCUCUGGCUUUACAUUACAAACUUGAACUGGAUUAUUCUACAGAGAUAAAAGAUUAUUAAAACAGAUUUAUUAUAUGUUUACUGACACAUUGUACUGAACAUGUUAAAGUGCAUGGUUUCCCCUAGAAAGCCUGUUAGGGUUAAUGCUGGUGGUACUGGUACUAGAGCAGCCAAUCGGAAGCCCAUCGUGUUUUGUGUUUAAAAAAAUGUUUAAUCACUAAAUUUUAGAGGUCCUUGAGUCGGGAUCACAAUUUGAAAAUGACAGCAUGAGGCCAACCGGUAGGUGUAGGAAUGGCACAAUUGGUGCGUCCAGUUCAAUGCGCCAGCUACAAACCUAGCUUGAUUUGUCUAUACUGUCAACGACACAUGUACAUGAAAAACAAAUUUAAAAUAAACAAAUUAUAAGCCUGGUGGCCUGCCAGGCUUAUAAUACAGCAGGGAAGCCUUGCAGUGCCUUAGUGCCUGAAAUGCAAUAUUAGUGUGUAUUUCUACUAACUAACCUUGUCAUCAGUGGUCGUUUAUGUGAGAUAAAUGGCUCUCUGCCCAGGGCGCCAUGCCACCAUGGGGCAUCACUGACACUCCAGAGAGACUAAAGAAACAGUUAUGUCAGUUUUACCCCCAACAAGUUUUUUAAUGAUUAUUUUCAUGUUUAGUUAAUGGGAAUUGGACUGCUACAUCUAGCUAGCGUUAAAUCUAUUUUUUACUUAAGUCUUUGCAUCAAAAUGAAAAUGAAGCUAAUAAUUGGUGGAAUUUAUGUAAAUAAAAUAAAAUAAAAUAAUAAUAAUAAUAUAUAUAUACAGUAAUUUUAGCAGCAGUUGGAGUAAUUAUUGCUUUUCUGUUUCAAACUAAAACAGAGACAAUGUUUUACGUUUCUGAGUAAAUACUCAGAUAUGAUAAUCUCAUGCUGGCCCAAGCCUAUAGAGGAGUUUACUAUAUUUAAUCUUACAUAUUCUGUUUUUCAAUGUACAUAUUUUUGCUAGAUUUAUAUGUUCUUUAAUGUUUUUCUACGGGUCAAACAGGUUUUGCAGCUCGACAAAUUUAACUCAUUAAAAUGUCUCUUGAUUUAUGUACAGGAUGCAUUUUCCCCUGCAGAAUAAAAGCAGUGUUUACUGUC